Molecule: messenger RNA, 586 nt
Organism: Centruroides sculpturatus (bark scorpion)
Lineage: Eukaryota; Metazoa; Arthropoda; Arachnida; Scorpiones; Buthidae
Gene: RpS11
Product: 40S ribosomal protein S11-like
Exons: 4
Coding region: 65-535 (156 amino acids)
Biological process (GO): translation
Cellular component (GO): cytosolic small ribosomal subunit; ribosome
Molecular function (GO): structural constituent of ribosome
Source: RefSeq, a predicted model, not a curated record
CAAAUAAUGAAAUGAUGACAAAGCGCCAUCUGUCUUUUAUUAAUUCUUGUGUUCUCGUUGUAAGAUGGCGGAACAGACCGAAAGAGCAUUCCAGAAACAACCGACGGUUUUUCUGAAUAGAAAACCAGGAUUGACCAAGACUAAAUCGAAAAAAUCAUUGCGAUACGUGAGAAAUGUUGGACUUGGAUUUAAAACACCACGAGAGGCUCUCGAAGGUACUUAUAUCGACAAGAAGUGCCCUUUCACGGGGAACGUCAGCAUUCGAGGCCGUAUUCUGAGAGGGGUGAUAGUAAAAAUGAAGAUGCAACGUACCAUAGUUAUUAGAAGGGAUUAUUUGCAUUAUGUUAAGAAAUAUAAUAGAUUUGAAAAAAGACAUAAGAAUAUGUCUGUUCAUUUAUCACCAUGUUUCCGAGAUGUAGCCAUUGGUGACGUAGUGACUGUGGGAGAAUGUCGACCAUUGAGCAAAACGGUUCGCUUCAAUGUUUUGAAAGUUACCAAAGCAGCUGGGGCCAAGAAACAAUUCCAGAAAUUUUAAUGUUUAUUUUACAAUGUAUAUUCAGAUUAAAAAUAAAUACAUUGUCUGAUA